Molecule: messenger RNA, 4055 nt
Organism: Antechinus flavipes (yellow-footed antechinus)
Lineage: Eukaryota; Metazoa; Chordata; Mammalia; Dasyuromorphia; Dasyuridae
Gene: SLC18A2
Product: solute carrier family 18 member A2
Exons: 16
Coding region: 183-1727 (514 amino acids)
Biological process (GO): xenobiotic transport; aminergic neurotransmitter loading into synaptic vesicle; transmembrane transport
Cellular component (GO): terminal bouton; synaptic vesicle membrane
Molecular function (GO): xenobiotic transmembrane transporter activity; serotonin:sodium:chloride symporter activity
Source: RefSeq, a predicted model, not a curated record
AGAGGUGGAGAUACAGACUCCGACCCAGACCCGGACGGAGCUGGAGAGCACAGCAGCCGCGGGCCGGUGCUGCUACCAGAACGGAUCCAACUCACUGGGACAGCUCCCUGCUGGGACUUGCGCUCGGAACUCAGCUCCAGCACAAUCUCUAGCAACAGUCACGCCCAAAGGGUCGAGGAGUCAUGGCUCUGGCUGAAUUUGGUCUCCUCACUUGGCUUCGUGAGAGCCGGCAGUCUAGGAAACUAAUCCUUUUUAUAGUAUUUCUUGCUCUCCUCUUGGACAAUAUGCUGCUCACUGUUGUGGUGCCCAUCAUUCCCAGUUACUUAUACAGCAUUAAGCAUGAAAAUAAUGCCACAGAAAUACAAACUGUCAAACCAGAAACUGGGUCUCCCACCUUCAGCAGCAUCUUCUCCUAUUACGACAACUCCACAAUGAUCACUGGAAAUACCACAAAAGCACGUGGACAGGGACAGUCCUAUAAAACAGUGACACAGCAAAUGGUGGUCAAUGCAACCAGCAUCCCAUCUGACUGUCCCAAGGAAGACAAAGACCUGCUUAAUGAAAACGUUCAAGUCGGCUUAUUAUUUGCUUCCAAAGCAACCAUACAACUCCUCACUAACCCUUUCAUAGGGCCAAUGACUAACAGAAUAGGUUACCAGAUCCCAAUGUUUGCAGGAUUCUGUAUAAUGUUUGUGUCUACUAUAAUGUUUGCUUUUUCUAGGAGUUACACAUUACUCCUCAUAGCAAGAUCCUUGCAAGGAGUGGGUUCUUCUUGUUCUUCUGUAGCUGGGAUGGGUAUGCUGGCCAGCGUUUACACAGAUGAUGAAGAAAGAGGCAAUGCCAUAGGAAUUGCCUUGGGAGGACUUGCCUUGGGAGUGCUAGUGGGGCCACCCUUUGGCAGUGUGAUGUAUGAAUUUGUGGGGAAGACGGCUCCUUUCCUGGUUCUGGCUGCCUUAACUCUGCUGGAUGGAGCUAUUCAACUGUUUGUUUUCCAACCAUCCAGGGUUCAACCAGAAAGUCAGAAAGGAACUUCACUAGUCACCCUGUUGAAGGAUCCCUACAUCUUAAUUGCUGCAGGGUCAAUCUGCUUUGCAAACAUGGCUAUUGCAAUGCUUGAACCGGCAUUACCAAUCUGGAUGAUGGAGACCAUGUGUUCCAAGAAGUGGCAGCUGGGCGUUGCUUUCCUACCGGCUAGUAUCUCUUAUCUUAUUGGAACCAAUAUUUUUGGGAUACUUGCACACAAAAUGGGAAGGUGGCUUUGUGCUCUCUUGGGGAUGAUCAUUGUUGGAAUCAGUAUUUUAUGUGUACCAUUUGCAAAAAACAUUUAUGGACUGAUUGCACCAAAUUUUGGAGUUGGUUUUGCUAUCGGAAUGGUGGAUUCCUCAAUGAUGCCUAUCAUGGGCUACCUGGUAGACUUACGCCAUGUCUCUGUCUAUGGGAGUGUAUACGCCAUUGCAGAUGUUGCCUUUUGCAUGGGCUUUGCAUUGGGUCCUUCUGUUGGUGGGGCCAUUGCAAAAGCAAUUGGGUUCCCUUGGCUCAUGACAAUUAUUGGGAUCAUUGACAUUCUCUUUGCCCCUCUCUGCUUUUUCCUUCGAAGUCCACCUGCCAAGGAAGAAAAAAUGGCAAUACUCAUGGAUCAUAACUGCCCAAUAAAAACAAAAAUGUACACACAGAACAACAUUCAGUCAUAUCCUACAGUGGAUGAUGAAGAAUCUGAAAGUGACUGACAACUUCAAAAGCCAUAAAUAUUCUGUGGUAUACAAUGCAGUGUUUCCUGUGAAACAGCUCGUGAAAAAAAAUUGUUUUUUAGUUGUACUGUAUGCUAAUGAUGUAGUUAAGAAACCAAAGGUUAAAUACAUUUCCCUCCCAAUGUUAUGAAAGAUUGCUAACAGCCUUAUAAAGAAAAAGAAGCUUUUCUAGGGGUUUGUAUAAUGUUGAGAAGUUUAUUUUAUGUAUUUAAUUUUAUUAAAUAUUACACAAUAUAUUUUUAUUAAGCUGUAGUAUAAAUCUGUAAAGUUGAUUCAAGUCUAAUUUUUUAAACUUACAUUCCUGAACACUUAGCAAAAAACUCUCUAUUUUUUCUGAACCAUUAUUGAUAAUGUGUGAACAUAUGGCACAUUAUCUAGUUGCAAAAACUAUUCAAUAGCCAAAGAAUAGAACCAAUCCAACAAUUAUUCCAAAAAGAUACCUGAAUGAUAGUGCUAAAUUGUACUUGAACUUGUAAUAUAUACAUACAAGUUAAAAACUGGUUGGGGAAAAUAAAAUGAAAAUUCUUUGUGUUGUCAUUUUUGAAGCUAAGGUUGUUACCAGAAUCUGUGAAUCACUUUUUGGGCAUAUAUGUAAAGUGACAUUGGCAUUACUUUCUCAUGUAACUAGCAUUUGGAGAAAAAGGUAUUAAGAUAAAGUUUUUAUUCAGUAAGAUUUUGAUGGUAAUCAUAAGACUCAACUAAAAAGUAAUUCUGUUAGAGAGGCAAAGAAAAAUAUCAGCAAACAUACACUGGCAUUUAAAAACUUCUGUUAAUGCUUAUUGAACUUUUGUUGGUUUAUCUAAGUCUUUAUGACUUCAUGGAAGGUAUUGUUACGUACGUACUCAACUUACACAGUUCAGAUUGUUCAUCCAGGCACUGACAGAUGAAUUUUUAGUCCAAAAUACUAAACAAACAAACAAAAAAACCACCUUGGAAUGGUAAAUAUUUGCUUUUUAAAAAAAAAAAAAAACUCCAAAACUAACCAAAAUCUCAGAUAUCUUCAAUCUCUUUAGAAUAACACUCUUAUAGCAGUAGGAUGUUAAAUUUUGGGUUGCUUAUCACUUCAGUAUUUUCUAUAUACACAGAAAUAUGUUUAUAUAACUGAUUUGUUUUGGGGGGGAAACCACAGUAAUUUAAAAUGAAGGUGAAAUAAAAAUAGAAAUGAUCUAUGUCCAAAACUCCAUUGUAAUGAAGCAAGCACAAUUAGGUGCAGAUUAGAUUCUAGUCAUAUAUCCAUUUACACAACUGUAAGAAACAAAACCAAGCUAUCUAAUAAGAUUCAACAAGUAUUGACAUUCAUUUCAUGUAGUGUAAUGUGGAAUUUCAUGUGUGAAUUAAAUUAUGUGCCUUUCUUUCAAAGUAACAGCAUAUUUUGUGUAGCAGUGGAGACUUGUUUACAUAUGGUUUUGUAAAAUGUGCAAAAUGUAUUUAGAAUACCGUAUAACAAUGUGUGGCAUACACCUGAAAUGAGGGUAGUGGGAAAUUUUAUAGUUUGGGGAUUAUAAAAACAAAAAAAAAUAUCCAAAUCUUAAAUUACUGGUUGCUAUAAAACUCCAUGUUAUCAAAGGGCAAGUAGUUAAAAAGAAAAACUUAAGUCUGAUCUCAUCACUUCUCAUUCUGUAGAUAGGCAAUUACACUCAUUGCCAUAUUUCUUAUGGAGAUCUUAUAAAGGUGGUUCCAUAAAUUAAAAGUUCAGUUUCAAUCCAAGUAUGCACUGCCAAAGGGCUAUCCAUGUCAUUUCUGAUAUUGUAUAAGAUUGCCCUGGCAAAGCUUGGCUAGAGUUAAAACAAAAGUUCAUCAUAAACUGUACAUGUGUAAAUGGCUAUAAACAAGAAUGGGUCAAAAAAAACCCAUAAACUUUCAUAGAUUACGUAAAAAGCACAAAGACAAGGAAUGAUACUUUUCUUAACAAAACUAGACAACAGGACUUCUGGGGACAGCAGAUGGUCAUUUGAGGAGUAUGAAAAUUUUCAACUAAGAAAGCAAAAGAAUUCAGUUAAUUUAAAAUAAUUCUAUUUCAGGUUAAGACCUAAAAUCUAUCCCUAUGAUUCGAAUUGUUUAUCAAAACAAAAAAAUGCACCAAAUACACAUUUAAACAUCAUAACAUGGAUAAGCAAAAUAUUUCUCUCCCUCUGACUAUAUUUGGAACAAAAGUAGCUAUCAUGACUGUAACUGAUUAAAAAAUUGUGUUAACCAAAGUACAAGAAGCUUACACUGAGGCAGCAGUGCAUGUGUCUUUUGAGGGAACAAGUAUACAUGUGAAAUUCAUGUUUCCUUCAACAAGAAAUAAAUGGGCUCUGAAUUCCA